Sordaria macrospora k-hell is the source of this 813-nucleotide messenger RNA. RefSeq lists its product as uncharacterized. The record is from RefSeq and is a predicted model, not a curated record. Lineage: Eukaryota; Fungi; Ascomycota; Sordariomycetes; Sordariales; Sordariaceae.
AUGAUGCUCCUCACCACCACUGUACUCUCCCUCACCCCCUUGGCGGCCCUCGGGGCUCCCACAGCUGAAGCUCCCAGACAGGCAGCCGCAUCCACCUGCGACCGCGACUUCCUCAAAGCCCAAGCCGCCUCCUACGUCGCCGCGCAAAAGGCCGGAACCCCUUCCCUCCUCCUCGCCAACUCUUCUGCCUCAGUCACCUACACCCAAAACUUCAAGACUGCCACCCUCACCACCGGCAUCUUGUCCACCGCUCUCCGCAUCGACCACAGCCGCAGCACCUACGACACCACCCAAUGCGCCACCUUCACCGAGCUCAUCACCACCGAGACCAACAAACAACACGUCAUCGGCACGCAACUGCGCUUCUCCCCCGACACUUUGUCCCUGUCCAAAAUUGAAACCAUAGUAACCUCAAAAGGCGACUGGCUCUUCGACCCGACCUCAACACUCAAAUACUCCUCGCAAGAAUCCUCUUCCGGACUCUGGGACGAGAUCCCCCUUGCCAAGCGCGACACCCGGGCCGUGAUCCAAGCCGCUGGCGACGCGUAUCUGGACCUGUUCAACGACAAGAAAGUGCAAGUCCCCUGGGGAAGUCCCUGCGCGAGACUGGAGGGAGGUAGUUAUAUCCAGCCGAGUUGUAACGUGGGCGUGCCGAGUGGGAUCAAGAAUGUGAAUCGACGGUAUGUGAUUGAUGAGGUGCUGGGAGCGGUGGAUGUGUUUUUUGACUUUGCGGGGGCGGAGCCGGAUAGUCAUGAGUUUAGGGUGGAGGGGGGCAAGUUGAGGUUGGUGCAUACCAUGACUGUUAUGAAGUAG